AAUAGCUUUCAAGGAGAACGGACGACGGCUUCGGUAGCUGAGGCUUGCGACGCGUUUUCUGUUUGUGUGAGUGUGCGUGUGUUCAGAUUAUGCUGUAUGCUGCGCGUUUAUAGUUCCCCGUACAUGAUUUAACAUUGUAUCGCGCGACUCCGAGAGUGGUGUAUUUGACCGUUUGUUCAUUUUCGACAAAGUAUUAGCAUAACCGACCGGCAUCAUGUUUGAUGUAUUCGGAUCCGUGAAGGGUCUACUGAAGUUAGACCAGGUGUGCAUCGAUAACAACAUCUUUCGGCUGCACUACAAGGCUACCGUGAUCAUCUUGAUCGCGUUCUCGUUGCUGGUCACCUCGCGCCAGUACAUCGGCGACCCGAUCGACUGCAUCGUCGACGAAAUUCCGCUCAACGUGAUGGACACCUACUGCUGGAUCUACUCGACCUUCACCAUCCCGAACCGACUAACGGGAGUGGCCGGCAAGGACAUCGUCCAGCCCGGUGUGGCGAGCCACGUGGACGGACACGACGAGGUCAAGUACCACAAGUACUAUCAGUGGGUCUGCUUCGUGCUCUUCUUCCAAGCCAUGCUGUUCUACGUGCCCCGCUAUCUGUGGAAGACGUGGGAAGGUGGCCGCAUCAAGAUGCUGGUGCUCGAUCUCAACAUGCCGAUCAUGAACGACGACGCGAAGGAGCGCAAGAAGAUCCUGGUGGACUACUUUGCCGACAACAUCAAGGGCCACAACUUUUACGCGAUGCGGUUCUUCUUCUGCGAGGCGUUGAACUUUGUCAACGUGCUCGGCCAGAUCUACUUCAUGGACUUCUUCCUCGACGGGGAGUUCUCGACGUACGGUAGCGACGUGGUGCGCUUCACCGAGAUGGAGCCGGAGGAGCGCGGCGACCCGAUGGCGCGGGUGUUCCCAAAAGUCACCAAGUGUACCUUCCACAAGUAUGGUGCGUCCGGAAGCGUGCAGAAGUUCGACGGCCUGUGCGUGCUGCCGCUGAACAUUGUCAACGAGAAGAUCUACGUGUUCCUGUGGUUCUGGUUCAUCCUGCUCACCAUCCUGACCGGCAUCUCGCUGGUGUACCGUGCCGCCGUGAUCCUCAUGCCGAAACUGCGCCUGCUGAUGCUGCGCGCUCGCUCGCGCCUCUCACCGCACGACGAGGUGGAAUUGAUCGCGUCCAAGUGCCAGCUGGGCGACUGGUUCAUCCUGUACCAGCUGGGCAAGAAUAUCGAUCCGCUGAUCUACAAGGAGAUCAUUUGCGAUCUGGCGCAAAAGGUGGAAGGCAAGGAGAUAGUCUAAUCGAUCGUCCCACUUCGCACCACGGGCGCACUCCCGAGAGUCUCAGUUGGCGCAGCGGAGUUUGCUGAACGCCAACCCCAUGGACAACCGUGACUUUUGACGCGAUGUGAAUCACAUUGUACCCGGUUUCCUACACCCCUCCCCCAUACCGAUCCAAUCCUCCAAAAUCGACGAUACCCCCUAGCAUUUCGGAGCCUAAUCACUACACACAACAGCGCUCUGAUAUCCGCACCGAAGCCGUUCUUUUUGCACCCAUCAUCAUCACCGUCAUUCUCCUCCUUCCCUACCUAUAAGUAUAAAACUUUUCCCUUCCGGACCAGCUAGAUGGUGCACCAUCUUCGAAUCUGAUCCCUUCCGUAUACACUACAGAACAAAAAUGCCGAAUGAAUCAUUGAACCUGAACCUACUCCAUCGCCCGUUCCGGCAUGCACGGAAGGAGCAGAAUAAAGACCAAGCAACGACGAAGCAAGUACUGGAAGAAAAGGAGCAACAUCGUCCAGCAUUUCUCAGCAGAGCAGCCAACGCAAAGUGUGGCAAAGAUUCCGGUAUGCAAGGAAGGCGAAGCAGCAUCGUUUGCGAUUCGCGCGCACGUUGAAAUCGUUCGAAGAUCGUUGCGCCUUUCCUGUGUGUGCUUGAUUGCGAAGAAGAAAAGCGGGAAGCAAAGCCAAGAAACAAACUCAUCAUCGAUCCACGCGCGUACCUCCAUGCAUCCACCACCGGAGCCCAGGUGGAUGGACCAACAACAGAUGUCCGUGUCUCGCUGUCUCUCUUCAUUUCGAUACUCAUCGCUGUUGCCGUGCGGGAUAGAUCUCACUACAGAUUAUCUCCUUAGCGCGAGCUUUAGUCAUCCCUAUGGCGAAGAAAAUGCUGCUGCGUUGUCUGCGGUCUCCGUACCUUAGCUUAGUGCUGGCCGGCCUGCGAAUAAUCUCAACGCAUUUUAUCAACCUGGACGAACGCAUGGCGCAUGACGAGCUCAAUGUCCAACGUGGAUGCACUACGGGCCCAGACUAACAGUAAUCAAAUUGUCUUGUUUUAGUGCUACGCGAACGACCUGCAGUUAAACAAUGAUUUAUGGCACAUUGGAGGAUGUGUGGAUGCUGGAAAGAUCAAACGAGACGCACGUUUAAUCGUUCGUAAAACGAAUUUUCGACCGAACUCCAUCACCUUCGGAGACUGUCAUCAUCUUGACAAUCCUCACGAAACGGACACUAACAGCAUAGAGUGGAGAGGAGAGGACGACCCCGAUAAAAAAAAACGUUCAGGUUCUAAUGAGUCAGAUAAAAAUAGUAAGAAAGGCAGCGCGUACUGAAGAUCCGGCAAUUUUGAGUGAGAUAAGAUAAUGGCGCGCCAAUCGAUGUUCAACUAAGCACAUUCCGAUAUUGAAACAAACGAAAUUACUCAUUGACUGCGUAACGAUGAUGAUAGAUGUUUUUUUUCCCCGCCCGAUGUGCUCUUCCAAUCGCAUGCUGAAGAUAUAUACUGCCUUUUGACACUUUUUUCUCUACAAAUGCUAAAACACAAACACGCUAUUUUUGAUAAGGAUAUAUAAAUAGGCUUAAGUUUAAAUUGCGGAAGGGUAGAACGCAGCGUAGUGAAAUGUACGAGAAUAGAUAGAGAAACAAACAAGCAAAAACAAUACUUUACAUGAAAGUAAGAGGAUAGUGUUAGUAGUUAGCGCAGCACGUAACACGAAACGCAAUCUCUCGCACCGAUGCGGCAUGAAUAGGUAGUGUAGUGUGACCAUGUGAGCAAGCAAACGGAUUUCCAUCUUUUAAACGGGCGAUACCUGACGGUGUCGUCACUAUUACGAAAGUACUACCAUGCCAUAAGGAAGGAACGACCCGCAUGAUGGCGACCGGAGGAAAGUAAUAUUUGCAACAUGAUUUAUUUUAUCCACCGGAUUAAAACUUGUAUGACCAUUUGGUGGGAAGCCACGGCAACAGAAAGACGCAUAACCUACGAGUAUAGUAAAACGGAUAAACUCGCGCGCAAAGCAACAAGUAGCCAUUUUGAUAUGCAUUCAGUAACAUUUAAGGUGCAACAGCUGUGUAAGAGGACAGACGGAAGCUCUUAGCGUUAAAAACUCUUCGGUGCAAAGCAAAACAAUCCCUUUUUAUAUUCAUCUCCCGGGUAGCUACCGGACGACGCAACCAUACGACGUCAUGAUCGGGUGUCCCUCUGUGUGUGUAUGUGUGCUGUAGUGUGUAACGUAUUUGAAAUGGAAGUGAAUUUUAAUCGGUUUUUAAUUUAAUAUUUACUCUUAAUGCCCAUUUCGAUCGAUCUUGGAGACUUUAUUUGACGUUCCGUCGACAAAAUUACCCCCUCCCAAGCGCGGCUUUUGAUUGUUCUGCGCGAAAAUUUUCGGAAGAUAGAGUAACAAUCUCGCCCUCAGACUACAUCCGGCUGACAUGUUGGCGCUACGCGGAGGCCAGAGUCCUAAAUCCUAAAGGUAGAAACAAGGUUGGCAUUUAUUAUUUCCUAAUGGGUAUCCCCCGGCAUCGAGGUAUCAAUCCAGUUUUAAUCGAAUAUGCUUCCACCAUAUCCGCCGGCAAUGGCGCCGGGAGAGUUGGCGAUAGGAUACGAUGGAAGCUAUCGGAAGCUAAAUUUUUAAGCUCGACGGACAGAAAUAAGAGUUUCUUGUGAUAAACGUAUAAAUUAUAGAUUGUAAAAGAAGGGGGCAGUAGCAUAUUUUCCUGCCAAACCCCUAAGCUUUUUAUCCUUUUUUUUCUGUAUCAUUCUGCAUACCCCGAGCCCACUUAUUCCGAUGGAAAGAUCGAGAGCACGUGAAGGAUUUUUUGUUUCCAUUCGAGUCGUGUCCAAAAUGAAGAUAAGAUAUAAUUUUCGAAGCAAAACAAUACGACGUAAGAGUCCUAACCUAGUAGCGACGAGUGUAAAGUGUGUUAUUUGAAUCGAAAUUAUCAGGCAGUCCUUCCAUAUUCAUACAAUAAAACAAACAGUUAGAUCUAUUUCCUUUAGUUGUUAGACGACGGACCGGGAUUCGGUCAGAUCUGUUUUCAUCAUCAUUCCAGUAGGCACUUCGAGAUAGGGCGGAGGCGCAUUUAAAACAAAAAUAAAAGCAAACUAUAGUGGUAUCUAUUUUAUACACUUUUAUUAACUCGCCAAAAUUACAGAAAGCGCACGCAGAUUAUAGAAUAAACAGAGAGAUACACAAAGGGUCCAAGGUGCAGUUAAUGGUUGUCGAAUUACACAGAGAUCCCUACCCCUCUCCGGGGCCAAGCUGUGCCAAACGGAAAUGCCAUCGUAUCGAGCAUUUAACGGCCACAGGAUUAUCGCACGACAAUGCUCCGGAAGAUUUAUAUCAUUUGUUUUACCCCCCCCUGCGCACGUGUAAUAAAGCAGGGGCGGAAUAUAUUUAGCGAGACAUUAUACUAAAUUUUAUAAAAGUUUUAUACAACCCCUUUACGAGAGCACAAUAUAGGUAUUUUGUACUAAACGAUAAAGUUUAAAGAAAUAAAAACAAAAGGCAAAAAGACAAUCAUUUUAAGGCAACGAAAAACUCUUGUAAACUUUCGAUGAUGAGGUAACUAUAGGAAUGGAACAAACAUGUAAAGAACCUACACAGCACAAGCGUCAUCAAUCGGGGGAACACGAGCGUGUAGAAAGUGGCGUGACUUUCGCUCGAACCCGAACUACUCUUCUCUCACAGUGCCUUUGGAUUUGGAGAUAGAUUUUGCUUAAAUAAAACUCACGUAUGCUAUUGCAAA
Molecule: messenger RNA, 5016 nt
Organism: Anopheles coustani
Lineage: Eukaryota; Metazoa; Arthropoda; Insecta; Diptera; Culicidae
Product: innexin inx2
Exons: 3
Coding region: 215-1291 (358 amino acids)
Biological process (GO): phototransduction
Cellular component (GO): gap junction; plasma membrane
Molecular function (GO): gap junction channel activity
Source: RefSeq, a predicted model, not a curated record